AUGCAAUGGACGACGCUGCAUUUGACAACCAAGGGCUACCACUGGAGACGGCUUCUGUUCCGGCUGUGGAUGAUCGAUCGCCGGCCAUGUCAGCCCAAGAACUGCCACAGCAGAACGUCCAAAGGAUUCGUUCCGAAGAUAACCGGCAACUGUGUCGGACUUGCAGAACUCAGACUGCAACUAUUUAUUGUUCACUCUAUUCUGAAAAGCAUUCAAAAGUAUACACCUGGGCAGCCCAUAAGCAGAGAGGAUCCCUCGCAGCAGAUGAGAAAUCGUAUGCGUCUCACUCUUACCCCCCCGCGAGCAGAAAACGAUGAAGAACGGCAGAAACUCCACAAGAUCAAUCGCGAGACGCUUUGGUUUGCAGUCAGACCGGCCACCUUAGAGACUGAUAACACUGGGACCAAACCCAAAGCAGAAGCUACACCAAAAAAAGGCGAGGCUGCUUCGGGUGAAGGAAAGAGUGCACCAUCCUUGACAUUGGACGAGUAG
Molecule: messenger RNA, 492 nt
Organism: Akanthomyces muscarius
Lineage: Eukaryota; Fungi; Ascomycota; Sordariomycetes; Hypocreales; Cordycipitaceae
Exons: 3
Coding region: 1-492 (163 amino acids)
Source: RefSeq, a predicted model, not a curated record